Messenger RNA from Myotis myotis, 4177 nucleotides. RefSeq names its product podocan (gene PODN). Lineage: Eukaryota; Metazoa; Chordata; Mammalia; Chiroptera; Vespertilionidae. Gene Ontology annotation, molecular function: protein binding. The transcript has 11 exons. Bases 496 to 2349 code for a protein of 617 amino acids. The record is from RefSeq and is a predicted model, not a curated record.
GGUGUGGCUGAAACGUGAACAAGGCCCACAGAUCAGAUGUUAAUGGUGGGAAGAGCUAACAUUUAUUGAGCACUUACUGAGUGCAGUGUGCUCAUCCCACUGAAUCUCACACUCUUCCCCUUAGGACAUCCCCGUUACCAGCUCAGGGACAGGUAAGUAAGCUGGGGUUUAGAGGGUGACAGCACUCGCCCAAAGCCCCACAGCUGGUAAGAGCCAGGGCUGAGCUUGCAGCCAGCUGUCUGGCUCCAGAGCCCGCCUUCUUAACCAGACAUCCGUGUCCUCAUCAAGCUUCCAGUUUACCUCCCAGGCCCACCAUCUCGUCAGACCCUACUAAGGGCUCAGACUGAGGAGCAGUGGCCCAGGCCCAGAUACUUGCCGCAGACCUGCGCUUGUAUUCGCUGCAGACUGAGAGCAGCACAUCACCUGAGAGAUGCCAGGUGCUUUGCGGCUGUUACUUAUGGACUCCUCGCAGAAGCUGAGGUUCAGCAAGGCACCAUGGCCCGGAGCAGGGCGCUGCUGCUCCUGCUGCUGUUGCCUCCACAGCUGCAGCUAGGACUGGUGCUCGCGGUGAGGGCCCCUGUGUUUGGCCGAAACGGCGCCCACAACCUGAGCCCUGAAGAGAACGAAUUUGUGGAGGAGGAGCCAGUGCUGGUCCUGAGGCCUGAGGAGCCGGGGCCUGGCCCAGCCACCAUCAACUGCCCCCGAGAUUGUGCCUGCUCCCAGGAGGGUGUCGUGGACUGUGGCGGUAUCGACCUGCGCGAGUUCCCAGGGGACCUGCCUGAGCAUAUCAACCACCUGUCCCUGCAGAACAACCAGCUGGAGAAGAUCUACCCAGAGGAGCUCUCCCGGCUGCAUCGCCUGGAGACUCUGAACCUUCAGAACAACCGCCUGACAUCCCGAGGGCUCCCCGAGGAGGCGUUUGAGCAUCUGACCGACCUCAAUUACCUGUACCUGGCCAAUAACAAGCUGACCUUGGCACCCCGAUUCCUGCCAAAUACCCUGAUCAGUGUGGACUUCGCUGCCAACUAUCUCACCAAGAUCUACGGGCUCACCUUUGGCCAGAAGCCAAACUUGAGGUCUGUGUACCUGCACAACAACAAGCUGGCAGAUGCCGGGCUACCAGACAACAUGUUCAACGGUUCCAGCAACGUCGAGAUCCUUAUUCUGUCCAGCAACUUCCUGCGCCAUGUGCCCAAGCACCUGCCGCCGGCCCUCUAUAAGCUGCACCUCAAGAACAACAAGCUGGAGAAGAUCCCGCCAGGUGCCUUCAGUGAGCUGAGCAACCUGCGGGAGCUGUACCUGCAGAACAACUACCUGACUGAUGAGGGCCUGGACAAUGAGACCUUCUGGAAGCUCUCCAGCCUGGAGUACCUGGAUCUGUCCAGCAACAACCUGUCGCGGGUCCCGGCCGGGCUGCCGCGCAGCCUGGUGCUGCUGCACCUGGAGAAGAACGCCAUCCGCAGCGUGGACGCGGACGUGCUGACCCCCAUCCGCAGCCUGGAGUACCUGCUGCUGCACAGCAACCAGCUGCGCGCGCACGGCAUCCACCCGCGGGCCUUCCAGGGCCUCAAGCGGCUGCACACCGUGCACCUGUACAACAACGCGCUGGAGCGCGUGCCCAGCGGCCUGCCCCGCCGCGUGCGCACCCUCAUGAUCCUGCACAACCAGAUCACGGGCAUCGGCCGCGACGACUUUGCCACCACCUACUUCCUGGAGGAGCUGAACCUCAGCUACAACCGCAUCACCAGCCCGCAGGUGCACCGCGACGCCUUCCGCAAGCUGCGCCUGCUGCGCUCGCUGGACAUGUCUGGCAACCGGCUGCACACGCUGCCGCCGGGGCUGCCCCGCAACGUGCAUGUGCUGAAGGUCAAGCGCAAUGAGCUGGCUGCCCUGGCACGCGGGGCGCUGGCCGGCAUGGCCCAGCUGCGUGAGCUCUACCUCACCGGCAACCGGCUGCGCAGCCGGGCUUUGGGCCCCAGUGCCUGGGCCGACCUUGCCCAUCUGCAGCUGCUGGACAUCGCUGGGAAUCAGCUCACAGAGAUCCCCGGGGGACUCCCUGAGUCCCUCGAGUACCUGUACCUGCAGAACAACAAGAUUAGCACCGUACCUGCCAAUGCCUUCAACUCCACACCCAACCUCAAGGGGAUCUUUCUCAGGUUUAACAAGCUGGCCGUGGGCUCUGUGGUGGAAAGUGCCUUCCGGAGGCUGAAGCACCUGCAGGUCUUGGACAUAGAAGGCAACUUUGAGUUUGGUGACGUUUCCAAGGACCGGGAUCGAUUGAAAGAGGAGGAGGAAGAAGAGGAGGAGGACGAGGAGGAUGAGGAUGAGGAGGAAGAGGAAAGGCGAUAGUGACCAGGACGAUGGACAUCGGCCCCCUUUCUGCAGCACGUGCCUGUGCCCUGUGAGCCUCCACUCUGCCACCCUCGACACAUCCAGCAUUGCACCCCCAUGCCCCCCAACACAAACUGAACACACUGUCUCCCGUCCCGACACCUUCCUGCAGUUUGUGCCACAGCCAGACACUUGCAGAUACCACGACCCACCUACACACAGCCCGCUGCACAUUGCCCUCCAAACUCUACCCUCCCCACUUCUGAAUCACACAGAUUCAGGGAAGGGCCUGACCCCACCCUGGCGUGCACGGGCUCACACUUCCUACUCCACACACACGCAUGCACACGCACACACGCACACACGCACGCACGCACGCACACACAGUCACAUGCAAACAGCCCUCCUUGGCCUAUGCCACAACAGCUCUUGCCCUAGCCAGAAGUGGCCAGAACAUCUUGUCACCUGCCUGUCCGUCAGUCUGUCCAUCCUCUGGAGAAGACACAGAGUUAUGUCCGAGCUCUCUGCGGCCAGGUGCCUACUACCCUCUGGAACUCACAAAAGCUGGCUUUUGUUCCUUCUCCCUCCCUCUGGGGACGGGAACCUUCAGGACUGCUGCCCCGGCCCCACCCGCCCUGCCCCCAGCUGCUGGGGGAGUCACUCCCUGCCAUUCCCUGGCCAGCCACAGGUACGUCUUGGAUGGGCAAGGCCAGAGGACAGUUCUCCUGGGCCUGCCACGGUCCAUGGGCAGGAGUGAGUGGAGGUCCUGGCGCUGGGCUGAGUGAGGAAGGGCCGGCCCCACCCAGGAGACACCACUUUUACUCUUCGGGCCCGCAGGGAGUGCUGGGUACCUUUUUUUUUUUUUUAAGAAAAAAGUGAAAACCUCAAAGCUGAUUUUUUUUUCUACAGAAAAACUAAUAUAAAAGCAUUAGCCCUGUCUGGCAGCCCGUGGCUGUGUCUGUUUGUGCUUCCUGCCAGGUGCUGAGCUGGCACCCGGCCAGGGUGGGCAGGACACAAGCAUCUCAGCACCCGUCCAGACCAGCAGGAGUCAGUGCAAAGCUCAGCCCUUGGGGCCAACAGAGUAGUCCCGUAGGCAGAGGUCUGGGGACAAAGGGUGUAGUCACAGGAAAGCCAGCCUGAAGGCAUGUGCGCCCCAUCAGCAGGGUGGGGGUCAGCAGGUCCAGUGGGUCUGUGAGCUCACUGUGCACUCCCAGAGGCUGAGCAUCCGAGCAAAGGACCGACGGUGGCUGUGGGCUGCUCAGGGCUCACCUGGAGGGUCGCCUGUGCGCUGAGUGGACAUUCCCGACGGGGUCUGUCCCAUAGAGGACAGCUGAGGUGGGAAGGGGACCCGAGACAGGCCUGGGAGCUGGAGCAGAGCCUUGGGAAGAGGUGCAGACGUGCCCAGGUGCCUACCACCCCAACAGGGCCAGAGCAGGAUGGGGUGUGGUGGGGACAGCACCUGCUCAGAGCAGAGAAGAGUCUGACAGGCAGAGCUGCCCUGGAUGGAUGCCCAGGAGUCAGUGACCCCGCUGCUAGGGUGUGUAAGCACACUGCUGGGGCAGACUCCACUGCUCAGAGGGCCUUAGGCCUGACGGUGGGCGUGACCAGAGCGGGACAUCUGACCUGUCCUAGCUGCUUAUCCCUAAUGAAGGCAGGAUGUUCCCAUAGUAGGCAGGGGAUCCUCAGACAAUGGCCCUGGGAGGAGGGUGGGAAGUAGUUCAGGAACUGGGGACUGGGAGGCAGGUGCCUUCUUGAUUCUCUGAGUGACCUUGGGAGGCCUGUUCCUCCCCUGGCUUCAAUGUCUUUAUGGCUCCACAGUGCAAGCCCCUCCCCCCACUCCUCCCCC